GCUGGAAGCGCGAGCGAGUGGCGCGUCGUCCUUAUUCUACCUUGGGAAAAGGAUGCAAACCCCCCACGAAACCCGUUUCCAGGUCAACAUGGGGUUAGAUUUGCUGAAGGCGACCCCCGUUACGAUCUUGAACGCACUCGCUUUGAAUCCCCCGGCCACCCACAUCAUACAAAAUCAACGCGCGUGUUUGGAGCUUGUGAUGAAAAUGCUGACGUGCUGACGUUACAUUUGAUCGGUCCGUCUGCGCGUUUGACGUGAAGACCCGCUGAGGGAUCUUUAUUACUCUUAAGGACUUUUUUAUGGACUCGAACGAAGCUCGCAAAUGUCUUGCUUGUGGAAACGCUUUCUUGGAGAGCGACACGACUUUAGGAUUUUUGCAUAGUUAUGAGACAUUAUCAAAAUGACGUAUAGGUUACGACAGUAGUCUGCUGGAGGGAUUUUUCGUACUUUUAUCGACUUUUUAUGGACGCGAACGAUUGUCGCAAGGAUCGUGUUUAUUUGGAAAUACUUUUCAGGGGAACGCUGUAUUUGUGAAUGUCCUGCAUAGGCGUUUGUUUAUUCAGAAACCGGUAUGUUUUAUGUUUUAUACUCAAAACUCCUAUCAUACUGCACCAUUUGUCAUUUAAAGAACGUUUGUUUGCAUUUUAUCUUAUUAAAAGAGGAAACAUGACUCGAAAGAUCAUCACAAACAUCGUGAUUAUGUGACACUUGGAAACGGUCUGAUUAGAAUGAAAGGUAUUCAUUUCAACGAGGUGUUACAGAAUAUUCCUAGAUCUUUUCGAAUUUUUAUGGACGCGAACGAUCGUCGCAUACGUGGAAUUUGGGAAUGUUCUGAAUAGAAUACAGCGUACCAAUUAUUUAUACGCAAAGCUCCUACUGCAGAACAUUUAGUUCUAUGUUAUCUCAUUAUAGUGCUGUGAUACUGAAUUUGGGAGUUAUGUUGUGAAAUGGUAUGCAUAAUUCUAAAGCUGUAGUUUUAUUUCCAAAUCAUUUGAACAUUUGCAAGCUGCAUAUUAUUAACCCAGGGGUCAUGACAUUCGUGUAUAAGGGAACUGAUAUCAGCAUUUGGAUAGACUGAAAGAGACUUCAGAAAGAGUUUGGCGCAACUAUCACCGGUGAUGCCGGAGGUCACUUCCACCAGAAGUGAUAGGCUAACAUCCAAAGGCAUUAUGUUUUUAUGCAACACCACAGCCAUCAAGGACUGGAGCUAUUUUCUCUCUCAAAUCUUGCCUCUUGUGAAUAAAUCAGCGGGAUUUGUUCAUCAGAGUAUGGACCGGGUGGAAGCGGUGACGAGCACCAUGGUGACGGCUCUGGAGCCCGACCUGAGCGGCAUGAGCGCCAGUCACCCGCCGCUCAACUCUAAUCACACGUCCGGAAUGGAGCACGUCUUUCAAUACUCGUACUCCGAGAGUGACCUGCAGUACACAGACUACAGGACGCCGCCGAGGGACUCGAUACAGCUGCCCAAGGCGGUGCUGUACCUGGUUAUGGCCGCGCUGGUGGUGGUGGCUGUGGCGUACGCGAUCGUCGGGCACCUGGUGAAGGAUCUCGUUCACGAGUUUGUGGAGUGGGUGUUUGGGCCCCGUUCAGACAACCGCAGGAGCAAGAGUGAGGUGAACUGCAUCAGCAGCAGCAUGAAUGAAAUGAGCGAACUCUCACAUCCAGCCGACACUUGCUGCAUCGUGUACAAUCACUCUGACUGCCCGAGCACCAUUAAGCCGGAAGAACUGGUGGUCACCAUCGAUGAGACCUCGCAGCUACCUCGUGAAGCUUACAGUGGGACCUGACUGAGACCAAACUCUCACCUUUGAUCCAGCCCUUUAUUGUGAGGAGAAAAGCACAUUUGCUUUAGUUUGAUCAGCGUCUGUGAUGUUGAAAGCCGGUGUGGCGAAGUCACAUGGCAGAAGACUUAUCCUGGGAUGAGGAAAACUGAAGAAUCUGGGAGACUUUAGAAGGAAUGGAAUCACUUUAAAGUACAUUAAAUGUUCCGUAUUGAGUGCUGUGAGACACUUUAUAUUUUCAAAUCGAAUAGUGAAAGAGAAAAGACACUUUUUUAUCAUUCAUAUCAGUCUUGUCACACAAUAUUUCGGUUUAUUUAUUUCUUGUUUUGUGGAGACAUGCACUGUGAAUCUAGAAUAGUGUUCUGCUGUUAUCCAUUUCCUACACUACCUGCAACUUGCUAUGGUUUGAUUUUCCCGCUUUUUGCAGAUAUUUAUGGCUGAGUACUUAUGGUAUUUGCAAAUACUCACAUUUUACUCAAUUUCAGGUUUCUUGUGAUCGACUCUGCUGCUUAAAAACAGAAAUGCUUGGAGAUCUUCUCCCUACAGCUUGAAAUUUUGAAAUUUUAAGUAACGAAGAUGGUUUAGAUAAACAGCCCUUGAUCAGUAGUUAAUCCACAAUGGCUUUUUCAUCUAAGCCAUUUUACCAAAAAUGUGUUUUAUAAUAGAGAGAUGAGAGAUUCUACACAAACACUUCUCACUGAAAAUAUAUAUUUAAAUGGUAGAAAACUGCAGUUAAAUAGACUUUUGAUAAUAUAUGUGAGUUAUAUGUAGACAAAAUGUCCUAAAAAAUACAUAUCUCUGUUUACUUCACGACUAAAAGGGCUAUAAUUUCAGGUUUCAUUGCAGAUGUUCAUCAUAAUGAAGCUUAAUCACAUUUUUAAACAGAUAUUAAAGUAAGUGUGUAUUAAAAAGGCAUAAUCAAAUAUUUCAAACUUUGUCAACUUCUGCUGUCCUCUCUUUCAUACAUUUUUAACAAUAAAAGUAAAAAAAAGAAGAGAAAAA
Carassius gibelio (silver crucian carp) is the source of this 2783-nucleotide messenger RNA. RefSeq lists its product as uncharacterized. The record is from RefSeq and is a predicted model, not a curated record. NCBI's taxonomy places the organism in Eukaryota, Metazoa, Chordata, Actinopteri, Cypriniformes, Cyprinidae. Bases 1119 to 1787 code for a protein of 222 amino acids. The transcript is spliced from 2 exons.